GAGACCGGCUCGCGGCGCGGGGAGGCCGGGCGCGCCGCCGCUAUGAAUUCCGCCGAGCAGACCGUUACGUGGCUCAUUACCUUGGGGGUGCUGGAGUCGCCCAAGAAAACCAUCUCGGACCCGGAGGGCUUCCUGCAGGCGUCUCUGAAGGAUGGGGUGGUCCUCUGCAGGCUGCUGGAGCGCCUGCUGCCCGGGACCAUCGAGAAAACGUUUGAUGCAAAUGACUUGUAUCAGGGGCAGAAUUUUAACAAGGUCCUGAGUUCCUUAGUGACUCUAAAUAAAGUAACAGCAGACAUUGGACUGGGGAGUGACUCUGUGUGUGCCCGGCCCUCAUCUCAUCGGAUAAAGUCUUUUGACUCCCUGGGAUCCCAGCCUUCUCACAGUCGAACUUCAAAAUUGUUCCAGGGCCAGUAUCGAAGUUUGGACAUGACCGAUAAUAGCAACAAUCAACUGGUAGUAAGAGCAAAGUUUAACUUCCAGCAGACGAAUGAAGAUGAGCUUUCCUUUUCGAAAGGAGAUGUCAUCCAUGUCACUCGAGUGGAGGAAGGGGGUUGGUGGGAGGGCACGCACAACGGCAGGACCGGCUGGUUCCCCAGCAACUACGUGCGAGAGAUCAAGCCCAGUGAAAAGCCCGUGUCGCCCAAAUCCGGUGCAUUGAAGAGCCCUCCCAAAGGAUUUGAUACGACUGCCAUUAACAAAAGCUAUUAUAAUGUGGUGCUACAGAAUAUUUUGGAAACAGAAAAUGAAUAUUCUAAAGAACUUCAGACUGUGCUUUCAACCUAUCUACGGCCGUUACAGACCAGUGAGAAGUUAAGUUCAGCAAACAUUUCACAUUUAAUGGGAAAUCUAGAAGAAAUAUGUUCUUUCCAGCAAAUGCUUGUACAGUCUUUAGAAGAAUGCACCAAGUUGCCUGAAGCUCAGCAGAGAGUUGGAGGCUGCUUUUUAAAUCUGAUGCCACAAAUGAAAACCUUAUACCUUGCGUAUUGUGCCAAUCACCCAUCUGCAGUGAACGUUCUCACGGAGCACAGUGAGGAGUUGGGAGAGUUCAUGGAGAUGAAAGGUGCCAACAGCCCGGGGAUUCUUGUGUUGACCACCGGCCUCAGCAAACCAUUCAUGCGCCUGGAUAAAUACCCCACGCUGCUCAAGGAGCUCGAGAGACACAUGGAGGAUUAUCAUCCAGAUAGACAAGAUAUUCAGAAAUCCAUGACUGCCUUCAAAAACCUUUCAGCCCAGUGUCAAGAAGUGCGGAAAAGGAAAGAGCUCGAGUUGCAGAUCCUGACGGAGGCCAUCCGGAGCUGGGAGGGAGAUGACAUUAAGACCCUGGGCAACGUGGUUUACAUGUCCCAGGUCAUGAUUCAGUGUGCCGGGAGUGAGGAAAAGAAUGAAAGAUACCUUCUGCUCUUCCCAAAUAUUUUGCUAAUGUUGUCUGCCAGUCCUAGGAUGAGUGGUUUUAUCUAUCAGGGAAAGCUACCAACGACAGGAAUGACAAUCACAAAGCUUGAGGACAGUGAAAAUCAUAGAAAUGCAUUUGAAAUAUCAGGGAGCAUGAUUGAGCGGAUAUUAGUGUCAUGCAACAACCAGCAGGAUCUUCAUGAAUGGGUGGACCAUCUACAGAAGCAAACGAAAGUCACGUCUGUCGGCAACCCCACCAUUAAGCCUCAUUCUGUGCCAUCUCAUACUCUCCCCUCCCAUCCGAUCACCCCAUCCAGCAAGCACGCGGACAGCAAGCCGGUGCCGCUGGCACCCGCCUACCACACGCUGCCCCACCCCUCCCAUCACGGCACUCCACACACCACCAUCAACUGGGGGCCCCUGGAGCCUCCGAAGACCCCCAAGCCGUGGAGCCUGAGCUGCUUGCGACCCGCACCUCCCCUGCGGCCCUCAGCUGCCCUCUGCUACAAGGAGGAUCUCAGUAAGAGUCCCAAGACCAUGAAAAAGCUGCUCCCUAAGCGCAAACCUGAGCGGAAGCCUUCGGACGAAGAGUUUGCGCUGAGGAAAAGCACAGCUGCCUUGGAAGAAGACGCGCAGAUUCUGAAAGUCAUCGAAGCUUAUUGCACAAGCGCCAAAACACGGCAAACACUCAAUUCAACAUGGCAAGGCACUGACCUGAUGCAUAAUCACGUCUUGGCUGAUGAUGACCAAUCAAGUCUAGACUCCUUGGGUCGUCGCAGUAGCCUUUCUCGUUUGGAGCCUUCAGACCUCUCGGAAGACUCUGACUAUGACAGUAUAUGGACAGCCCAUAGUUACAGAAUGGGUUCUACAUCUCGUAAGAGCUGUUGCUCAUAUAUCUCUCACCAGAACUAAUGCGCUUCUGAGCUUUUCUUAACAAAUGCUUGUUGUAUCGCAGCCUGCUUUUCUUAGAUGUUUUCUUGCUGUUCCUUGUCUCUUUUAUGUGAUAUUUUAACAACUUUUGAGAGCGUUUCUGAUAUUUCCCAUUGUACUUUGUGGGGCUUAAUUGCCAAUUUGAGUAUCCAUUCAAGUUACUGACUGUUGAAGGAGAUGGUAUGUUCACACAGCCUAUACCUGAAGGCUCUUUCUUAAUGGGUAGUGGUGGUUUUAUAGCUCCCAAUGGUUUGGUUUUUUAUUCUCAGUGUAGCAACUGUCUCAUUUCUUUUUGAAUACAGCUGUAUGUACACUUCGAAAUUUUAUACUGAAACCAUACAGGUUUGUGAUCUGAGUGCCAGCAAUGUGGAGGAGACUCUGGCCUUAUAUUUAGGGAUCUCAAGUUUGUAUGUACAAUGGACACGCUAGUCAGGUAGUUGCGGAGAGAUCAGAAGAAGGAAAUGUGCCACAGAAGUACUGUGAGUCCAGUUCAGACAGCGUGUUCUGAGGACUUCUCAGGGCACCGAGAGGAGCCCUGUGUUGGUGUGGCUGGCAUGGGCUCCGGGCCUUGGCAGGAGCACAGAAGAGCUUGUCCGUUCCCCCACGGCUCUGUGCUUGUCACUUACCACACAUGGCCGUCUCCGUGCCCCCCAUUUGCCCGUGGGGUGGAAGUCCUCUUCCACUUGGCCUUGGAAAGGCCAGGUUACAGUCAGAGCUCAAACACACACAUCAUCACACCAAACUUUCCUUCAUUGGAGUAAUUUCUCUUAAAUGGCACUUAGCAAGCCUGUACCCCUACUGAAGGUUUCCAGUCCGAAGUCUGCAGCCUUCAGCCUCUGAACGUACAGGGUAGACUCCGUUGAGAGAGGCAUGUGGCAUACCCAAGAGGGCGGGAGCUUCGGCUUCAGUCACAGCCUGGCCGCACCCCGACGUCUGUCCUUACGCUGCCAGUGACGGACACGUGGUCUGUUUUCAGCAGCCAGCUGCAGUGAGAUCCACUUACAGCAACCCCAUCGAAUGUCACCCUCAUCCUGGAUUAUGACGAGGAUAUCCGAGUCCAGUGAAGACUUAUUAAGGUGCCGUGUAACUCACUUGUAAGAAAGUCUCAGAUUUUGGGGGACCUCCCCGACUUUCCUUGGAUUUGUUGUAAGGAGAUUUCACUGCCCUCACUCAGACUAAUUUCUGCUUCAGAAAGAACUGAAUGUGAUGUGUUGCAUUCAGUUGUAGCAUCCAGAUCACAUCUGGUCAUUGCUAGAGAGGAAGAGCUGUGUUCUCUCCCACGCAUGCAGUGUUGGGUGUUAAAAUGGAACCUUACGGUUGUGUUUUAAGUAUUAUUCAUUAAAACCAGCUUCAGAAAACAAGACGCCAUCAUAAAUUGGGAAUAACAUCUUCUCCUUUCUUCAGGGUGGCUGUAAUUCCAGCUGGCUGCGAUUUCUCUCUGCUCCCACCACCCCUCCUUCGCCAAACCCAUGUAUUCAGUGUUCUGAUCGCGUUGGCUCAGACACGACUCUGAUGCCUGACGCUCUUGCUUCCUGGGAGCUCCCAAGCCCACAGGUGCUAGGGAACUGCCAGCAGUAGCUUCAGGACUGCAUGCAGUGAGGUCGUUAGGAAAACCGAGAAUUCCAAAUAUCUGUCUUUUCCCAAGUAGCUGCUGAACUGCUGAUGCCCUCUGGAGACUUCCUCUUUUUAUGUAUGUUAUUAGAAUAAAGAAGAAAGCUGAGGAGCAAUCUUGUGCAGUUAGUCAGAGCCCACUAUUAACCCACGGUAGAGACGGGCUUUAUGUAUGUUCAGCCAAAUAGCAAAUGGGAUUUUUUGAAAAAUGUGGUAACUAGGAAGUUCAUACACUUAAUAUCAUGCAGUGCAUUUAGAAGCAAUUUUGUGUUAUAUCACACAGAGCAGUCACCUUUUCUGGUAUUAAUAGUAGGACAUCUUUUGUGUGCUUUGGGACGACAGCCACUGGUGCGCUGGCUCUGUGCCUCUACCGCGCCGCAGGGGACCUGGGUUGCCUGUGUGCUGUGCUGUAUGUACCACAGUGUUGACAUGCAGCUGCUGCACUUGGAUUGUCUUAAUGAGGCGUUUUCAUUUUCUAUACACCAAAGUUUGGACACUUUCCCAUCAUUCCUUUUUGUACCAGUUAAAGCCAUUUUGACGAUGAUUUUUGUUGAUGCUAAGGUCACUGCAGUAUAACAAGCUGGCUUUUUGUUUGUUUGGAUUUGUUUUGAAUGUCUGCCACCAUUAGCUCUUGUGAACUGGUUGGAAGUGUUAGUGCCACAGGCCUGGAAACAGUUCUUGUGUGGCAGUAGUGAUAUGGUGUCCUAAGUCAUGCUGAAAUAGUAUCUUAUGUUCAUGCAAUUCUGUAAUAUCUACGUGUACAGUUAGUAUUAUGACGAAAGGAUGAAGAAUCUGAACUAGAAGGUAGGUUUAAGUCAUUACCUGGCCCUUUGCAAAUGGCCUAAAUGGUGUUCCCAUUGAAUUAACACUUACCACAAGUAUAUAAGCUAUAUUAUGUGUUUUGCAUAAAAUUGCCAAAACACAGUAACGUGUAUAUAGUGGUAUAAGACCUUGAAAAAAAAUCUCUCUGUUGUGCUUUUGAUCUGUGAAUGGGAAAGCCGUUGUUAGUGGGCGACUGCCAUUUGAAGACUCGUUGGAUGUACACCUAAAUGUUGCAUUGUAUUGUACAGUAUGCAUAUUAUUGUUUGUGGUUGCAUAUGGCAAUGAAGUGUUUGUUUUAUAAAACAACAAAAGACAUCUGUUAUGUACAGUUGAAAUAAAUUUUGCAUUUGCUAGCCUGUGGCUUUUAAUAUUUGUUACAUGGGGGGAGGGGAGUAGCAUAGUUUGCAUUUUAAUGAUUUGACUGUUCCCCUGAACACAGCAUCUUCCAGAGGAAGGCCGGGCAGUAGAUACUUUCUGUCUGCCUUGGUAGAAAAGCUUGCACUUUCUUAGAUUAAAUGUGUUCCAGACGAUACACGGUCACUCCUUGUACAUUGUUAUUUCAUCUGUUUCGCUCCAAUUUUUUUUAAACAAGUUUUCAAUCACUGGGAGGUUAGUCUUCAGAAAGAAGC
Diceros bicornis minor is the source of this 5384-nucleotide messenger RNA. It is a transcript of the gene ARHGEF7, whose product is annotated as Rho guanine nucleotide exchange factor 7. The record is from RefSeq and is a predicted model, not a curated record. Bases 43 to 2304 code for a protein of 753 amino acids. Gene Ontology annotation, molecular function: guanyl-nucleotide exchange factor activity; protein binding. Gene Ontology annotation, biological process: intracellular signal transduction. The transcript is spliced from 18 exons. Lineage: Eukaryota; Metazoa; Chordata; Mammalia; Perissodactyla; Rhinocerotidae.